This is a messenger RNA of Mirounga angustirostris (Northern elephant seal), 5245 nucleotides long. RefSeq names its product inverted formin 2 (gene INF2). The record is from RefSeq and is a predicted model, not a curated record. The transcript is spliced from 23 exons. Bases 169 to 3822 code for a protein of 1217 amino acids. Gene Ontology annotation, biological process: actin cytoskeleton organization. NCBI's taxonomy places the organism in Eukaryota, Metazoa, Chordata, Mammalia, Carnivora, Phocidae. Gene Ontology annotation, molecular function: actin binding; small GTPase binding.
CGGGGCGGGGCGGCACCUCCUCUUCCGCGCGCCCCGCGCAGCGGGAGCCCAGCCCGAGCCGGCCGAAACCGAGCCCAGCCCGAGCGGUGCGGAGCCCGCGGUGGGCCGGCAGCCGCGGCCCCUGGCCCGACCCGAGCGAGCGCCGCCGCGCCCCGCCCGGUCGGCAAGAUGUCGGUGAAGGAGGGUGCGCAGCGCAAGUGGGCCACGCUGAAGGAGAAGCUGGGGCCGCAGGACUCGGACCCCACGGAGGCCAACCUGGAGAGCGCGGAGCCCGAGCUGUGCAUCCGGCUGCUGCAGAUGCCCUCCGUGGUCAACUACUCGGGCCUGCGCAAGCGUCUGGAGAGCAGCGACGGCGGCUGGAUGGUGCAGUUCCUGGAGCAGAGUGGCCUGGACCUGCUGCUCGAGGCCCUGGCGCGCCUGUCCGGCCGCGGGGUGGCCCGCAUCGCCGACGCCCUGCUGCAGCUCACCUGCAUCAGCUGCGUGCGCGCCGUCAUGAACUCGCAGCAGGGCAUUGAGUACAUCCUGAGCAACCAGGCCUACGUGCACCAGCUCUCCCUGGCUCUGGACACGUCCAACGUGAUGGUCAAGAAGCAGGUGUUCGAGCUGCUGGCCGCCUUGUGCAUCUACUCCCCCGAGGGCCACAUGCUGACCCUGGAUGCCCUGGACCACUACAAGACGGUGUGCAACCAACAAUACCGCUUCAGCGUCAUCAUGGCUGAGCUCUCCGACAGCGACAACGUGCCCUAUGUCGUCACCCUGCUCAGUGUGAUCAACGCCAUCAUCCUGGGCCCCGAGGACCUCCGCACCCGCAGCCAGCUGCGCGGGGAGUUCAUCGGGUUGCAGCUGCUGGACAUCCUGACACGGCUACGGGACCUGGAGGAUGCCGACCUGCUGAUCCAGCUGGAGGCCUUCGAGGAGGCCAAGGCUGAGGACGAGGAGGAGCUCCUGCGCGUCUGUGGGGGCAUCAACAUGAACAGCCAUCAAGAGGUCUUCGCUUCUGUGUUCCACAAGGUGAGCUGCUCCCCAGCCUCUGCCCAGCUGCUGUCCAUGCUGCAGGGCCUCCUCUACCUGGAGCCCACCCUCCCCUCCAGCCAGCUGCUCUGGGAGGCUCUGGAGAACCUGGUGAACCGGGCCGUGCUCCUGGCCAGUGACGUCCAGGAAUGCACCCUAGAAGAGAUGGUGGAGCGGCUCCUGUCCGUCAAGGGGCGGCCACGCCCAAGCUCCCUGAACAAGGCCCACAAGAGUGUGCAGGCCGACCUAGGCCAGAGUCAGAAGGGCAGCAUGCCCCAAAACAGUGGUGCCCUGAAGGCGGGUGUGGAGGGCCGCCAGCCCGAGGCCGACCUCACCAGCCUGCACACCGUCGACGUCCAGGGCUUGAGCAGCAUGGUCGCCCCACAGCAGCGGGCGCCCACCCCAGUCCCACCUGCACCCCCACUCCCCGGCUCCCCUGCAGUGCCUCCUCCCCCACCCCUACCUCCCCCACUGCCAAGCCUGGGGGCCCUGGCCCCCCCACCCCCUCCCCCACUGCCAGGCCUGGGGGCCCCGCCACCCCCUCCCCCACUGCCAGGCCUGGGGGCCCCCCCACCUCCACCCCCUCCCCCACCCCCGCUGCCUGUCUCGGUUGGGGCCCUACCUCCCCCACUCCCGGGCACAGGGUGCCCCCCUCCCCCCCCACCCCUGCCGGAUCUGUCUGGCUCCUCUAGGGUGGGUGGCGAGGACAUCAUUGUGGCCCACGUGAGCCACGGCCUAGACUCUGCCUGGGUCCCAAGCCACCGGCGAGUAAACCCUCCCACUCUGCGCAUGAAGAAGCUCAACUGGCAGAAGCUGCCGUCCAGGGUGGCACAAGAGCACAACUCCAUGUGGGCCUCGCUGAGCAGCCUGGGUGCCGAGGUCGUGGAGCCGGACUUCUCCAGCAUCGAGCGGCUCUUCUGCUUCCCCCAGGCCAAGCCCAAGGAGCACGUGGCCGCCCCGGCCAGGAAGGAGCCCAAGGAGAUCACUUUUCUGGACUCCAAGAAGAGCCUGAACCUCAACAUCUUCCUGAAGCAGUUUAAAUGCUCCAACGAGGACGUGACUGCUAUGAUCCGGGCUGGGGACACCACCAAAUUCGACGUGGAGGUUCUCAAGCAGCUCCUCAAGCUCCUUCCUGAAAAGCACGAGAUUGAAAACCUGCGCUCCUUCACAGAGGAUCGGGCCAAGCUGGCCAACACCGACCAGUUCUACCUCCUGCUGCUGGGCAUUCCCUGCUACCAGCUGCGGGUGGAGUGCCUGCUACUGUGUGAGGGCACGGCUGUCGUGCUGGACAUGGUGCAGCCCAAGGCCCGGCUGGUCCUCGCGGCCUGCAACAGCCUGCUCACCAGCCACCGGCUGCCCAUCUUCUGCCAGCUGAUCCUGAAAAUUGGAAACUUCCUUAACUACGGCAGCCACACGGGGGACGCUGAUGGCUUUAAGAUCAGCACGCUGCUGAAGCUCACGGAAACCAAGUCCCAGCAGAGCCGCGUGACCCUACUGCACCACGUGCUGGAGGAGGUGGAGAAGAACCACCCAGACCUCCUGCAGCUGCCCCGGGACCUGGAGCAGCCCUCCCAGGCAGCGGGGAUCAACCUUGAGCUCAUCCGUUCCGAGUCCAGCACCAACCUGAAGAAGCUUCUGGAGAUAGAGCAGAAGGUGUGGUCCUCCAUCCCUGAGGUGCAGGAACAGUACACCCAGCGCGUCCAGGCCAGCAUCAAGGCCUCCCGGGCGCUGGAUGAGGUGUUCCAGGCCAUCGAGCAGAAGAAGCUAGAGUUGGCCAGUUACCUGUGUGAGGAUGCUCAGCAGCUGUCCCUGGAGGACACAUUCAGCACCAUGAAGACCUUCCGGGACCUCUUCAUCCGCGCCCUGAAGGAGAACAAGGACUGGAAGGAGCAGGCGGCGAAGGCUGAGAGGAGGAAGCAGCAGCUGGUGGAGGAGGAGGCGCGGAGGCCGCGGGGGGAGGACGGGAAGCCUGUCAGGAGGGGAGUCGGGAGGCAGGAGGAAGUCUGUGUCAUCGACGCCCUGCUGGCUGACAUCAGGAAGGGCUUCCAGCUGCGGAAGACGGCCCGUGGCCGAGGGGACGCAGAGUGGGGCAGCAAGGCGGCCGCCGUGGACCCGCCGAGGGACAAGGCGCCUGUGGCCCCCAGAGUCCCCUCAGGAGGCACCGGCUGCCCCACCUCUGAGCCCCGGGGCUGGGACCUCUCAGAUGCCACUGCCCCAAGCCCGCAGCCCACUGCAGACCCGUCAGAGGAGGGCGGGCCUGGGCCCCUGGAGAGGCGUUCUUCCUGGUACAUGGAUGCCAGCGAUGUCCUGACCACCGAGGACCCUCAGAGCCCCCAGCCUUCUCAGGGCGCCUGGCCCGUGGUGCUGGGAGGUGCGCAGGCCCUGAAGCCUCUCAAGCUCUCUGGUGACAAGCCUCCCGGGGUCAGAGGGUCGAGCCAAGAUGCUGAAGACCCCACAGCCCCUGAGGGCGUCGGCCUGGCCGAGGCCGACAGCACCGUGGAGGGGCCGCCGGACGCCGCUGCCCACGGCCGCAGUGCCGACCUCCCCGCCACAGGCCCUGGCGUGGCCGGGGACGGCGACGGGGACCAGGAGGACACAGCCCCAGAUUCUGCACUGGACACAUCCUUGGACAGGUCCUUCUCUGAGGACACAGUCACGGACUCUUCAGGGUCCGGCACUCUCCCCAGGGCCCGGGGACAGGCCUCAAAGAGGACGGGCAAGCGAAGGAAGAAGCGUCCCUCAAGGAGCCAGGAAGAGGUUGUCCCUGACUCUGACGGUAGUAAAACACAAAGACUCUGUGUGAUUCAGUGAGGCCUCAGCCUUAAGCCCAAAGCCAAGUGAGCGUGCCCGCGGCCGGCCCCCGCACAGCAGCGGGCCCCUGGACGUGCUGCUGAGUGGGGCUCCUCCAGGGCCAGGCUGGAACUGGGCCCCUGAGAAACCAAAACUCUGUGCCUUACCCUCCAGGGAGGUGGGCCUCCCAGAGCUGCUUGGGGGCACUGUGGCCGAGACCCCAGCAGGCACCAGGGCCCGGCCCCCCGGCCCCCUCCUGGACAGCCUGCACGCCCCCAGCCCUCUGUGGUCUGCUUUCUGAAUGCCAAUGCCCACGCCUGCACCUGCAUGCACCACAGCACCCCCACGGGCACGUGGGCGGUGCCUGUGUCCCCAGGGCGCCUCUCAGCUUGCGCCCUGCCCUCCAGCCACCUGGCACCCAGAUGCUUCUAGAGACAGGCCCUCGCAGACCUCAGACCUCUCCCCACAAAGCCAUGGGAGCCAGGCAGAGCUGGAGCCCCCACACCCCUGCCCGCUGCCUCCUUACCCAGCCCCGGGCCCCUGCUCCCAGCUCUGCCUCUCAACUGGUUUGGCUGGGCUGGAACUGAGUGGAUUUUAACUGAAAGAGGAUUGUUUAUGCAUCUCUGCUCUUCUGGGGUAGCUGAGUUGGGCAUAGGUGGCGGGGGGAGGACCCUAGGGCCUGGGGUAGGGGCAGGCUGGCCAGCAUCACCACGAACAGGCCAUGGUCCCCCCGCUCAGCAAACGGAGGGCGCCUCCCCCCGGGGCUGGCCCCCCUCCCGGUACACCCAGCCCUGGCUGCCACGGCCGGGGCCUGGCCACCUUGUCGCCAGAACGACUCUCCCUACCGCUGCCUCCUCCAGAGGGACCGGGCUCUCCCCGCGCUGGGCUGAGAGGAGGCCGAGGACCCAGGCCUGGCGGCUGCCAGCUCCCCCUGCCCCACCCCUGCCCCAGGCGUGUGCUCCCGAGGCUGGCGUCUGAGAGGCUCAGACCAAUAAAGAAGAAAAGAGCUGGCCCCGGGAGCGGCGGCGUGGCGUUUAGGAGCAGCGGGCAAACGUGCAGUGACCUCUCCCAGCGGCUGUGCGGACGCGGGCCUGCCUGCUCCCAAAACACCCCCAGGACCGGAGCAGAGCAGGUGCCAGACAGACCCCAGAGUGGGGGCGAGGGGAGCCCAGAACGUCCAUGCAGAAAUCUCACCCGCGGAGUCUUCAGCGGAUUUACAAGGCCUUCAAGCACCGUGAUCCAGUUCUAGAAUAUUCCAUCAUCCCCCCGAAGUUCCCUUAGCAGCCACUCCCCAUGCUGCCUCCCCCAGCCCCCAAAUCUGCUUUCUCUCUCCAUAGAUUUGCUUUCUGUGGACGUUUCCUAUAAAUGGAGUCCCGCUACGUGGCCUUUCGUGGCCGGCUUCUCCUACGUAGCGUGUUCUCGAGAUUGACCGUGUUGUAGCGUG